AUGAUGGCGCCCAAAAUACAAGAAGAUGAAAAUAUCGUCAAUAACAAUAACAAAGGUGACUCGCCCGCGUUCAAACUCAACAUAGAAGACACUGCCGUACACGGCGGGAACACGGACUCAAAUUCUACGAAUAACAGCCAGUUUUCGAGCAUGUCAGACGAAGAGAGUUACGAAUGUUACGGUGAAGGCGACAUGGAGAAUUCUUUGCCUGUCAACAACGUGAUCACAAAUGGCGUCGAAAAUCCAAUCACCAACGCUUUGGGACUAAAGAGGAAUACGUGGCUCAGAACAAGUUUGAGGAGGACGGCAAACGGAAAUAGCGCUGAAAUUCUGCCAAACCGUAAAUGGGGUUCGAUGAGACAUUCAUCGGGCAAAAGGAUCAGUUCUAACGCACUCGCCAGUGAUCUAUAUCGGAGCUCAAGUUUCAAUUCGUCCGGUCGCAGUUCGAUUUGCGAUACGCCCGACGAUGUGUAUUCCGAUACGUCCAUCGAAGAAGACGUUCACGACCUCAACAAUAAGGUACAAGUGUUGCAGAAACAGAUGAAUUCCCUGACCGACAAUCAACACCUGACGGACGAACGGUACGCGCGUACCAAGGAGGAGAACGCCGCUCUCCAAGCCCGCGUCCACAUGCUUGAAGAGCAGCUCCGCGACACCGAACUCAGGUGCGAGGAGCGGCUUGCGUCCGAAGAACGCAGACACAGGGAGCUCGUCACCCGGGUUGAUAGGGAAAAACAAUUGCAUAUCGAUAAUUGUGCCAUAAGACUUCAAAGUAUCGAGUCGGCUAACGAGAAUUUACGAUUAGAGGCAGAAAAGUGCAGGUCCGCGUUAGAGACGAUGCGAACCGAAAAGAUUUCGCUGGAACAACGUGUAAGCGAUCUCAACGUGGGUGCUCAAUCGUUCAAAGAUGAAAUACGUCUGCUGGAGGCCGAACUCAGGAAGUUGAAACAGAGAGAAAGGGACAACGAAGAGAUCAUCGAAGGUCUGACCAAAGAGUUGGAAAUAUCUCGACUUGAAAAGGAAGCCAUGAUCGCUGAACUAAAUUCGCCUUCGCCGUAUGUUACUGAGCUUACGGCCCAGCUGGAUUCGCUAAAACAUCAGAAUCGAUCAUUGAAGGACUCCUACGACGAGUUACAAGCUUCCUCCAUAGCCAAAGGCAUCGAGAGAGGCAGGCUGCUGUUGACGGAGUCGCCCAGCCUCGCGUCCGAACUCGACGGACUGACUCACGAUGACCACAGUCCCUCGUCUUUGCAAAUAAACAAGAUGAAAACCGCCUUGAAAGAUCAACAGGAGGUGAACGAUCAGUUACGGGCUUACAUUGAUAAUAUUCUACUGAACAUUGUUGAAAACCAUCCCGAACUGUUGGAAGUCAAACAAAAUUUAUGA
Molecule: messenger RNA, 1386 nt
Organism: Macrosiphum euphorbiae (potato aphid)
Lineage: Eukaryota; Metazoa; Arthropoda; Insecta; Hemiptera; Aphididae
Source: the annotation of a GenBank genome assembly